Pollicipes pollicipes is the source of this 2059-nucleotide messenger RNA. RefSeq lists its product as uncharacterized. The transcript is spliced from 6 exons. The coding region runs from base 194 to 988 and encodes 264 amino acids. The record is from RefSeq and is a predicted model, not a curated record. Gene Ontology annotation, cellular component: vesicle; cytoplasm. Gene Ontology annotation, molecular function: cysteine-type endopeptidase inhibitor activity. Lineage: Eukaryota; Metazoa; Arthropoda; Thecostraca; Pollicipedomorpha; Pollicipedidae.
GCUGACGGCGCGGGCGGAGGUGCCGCAGCUGGAGCAGCGGGCCGAACAGCGCCACGCCAGCAGCGCCCAAUCGCUGCGCGUGCAGGCGCUGUUGCGGGGACAGGGCUGGCAGGGCCCGGGGGAGGAGCCUGGCCUGCUAGAGGACCUACCGUCCGAACCCGUCUCUUCGGGCUGUCGCUCCAGCCGGCAGUACAUGUCGCAGGAGGUGCCGAUAAACGUAGCCCACCCGCGUGUGCAGAAGAUCUUGCACGGCUUCCUGGAGAGUCAGGAACGGGCAGGUUCGCAGCGGCUGGUCAUCACGGACAUCCAGUCGGCCACCCGACAGGCGAUUACCGAGACGAAGUACCGUUUUGAGUUUGUGCUAGGCGUGUCACAAUGCCCGAGGAACAGCACCGCGCACCGGUACUCCUGCGCUGCCACAGGAACCCAGCCGCUCUCCAACUGUCGGGUGAUGGCCCGGCACAGAGCCGGCCAGCCGCUACAGUUCAACAGCGUCAGCUGCACCUCCAAACGGCAGCCAGAGUGUGCCAACGGCCGAUGCGAGGAGCGCCAGAUCCACCCGUACGCGCCCGCCUACCUCCAGUACCCCGACGAUCCCGUGGAAGUAAACAUCCACGACUCCGCUUAUCAGCAGCUGGUGCAACACGUGCAGGAUGAGGUCAACCGAAGGUCGCGGAGGCCGUACCUCAAGAAGUUUAUCAAGACGCUAAACGCCACCAAGGUCACCUACAACCUGCAGGAGACGGCCGAGAUCAUCGACCAGGAGCUGUACUCGCUGACGCUGCGCUUCUCGGACACGGACUGCGCCCGGGCCGGCAGCGCCGAGUCCGUCGGCUGCCUGCGCGACUUCAGGGUCGACGGCUCGCGGCCGACCUCCGUCUGCGACGUGCGCGUCUCCAGCCUCGGCUGGGCCGACCGCAUGCGCGUGCUCGACCUCUUCUGCGAGGGGGAGGAGCCGGCGCCGCAGAGUCAGCAGCUGGGAGCGUGAGCCGGCGCCCUGCGUCGGUCUCUGUCACGUGCCGCGGCCGGACUCCUCGUCGCGGAGCGUCCUGUCCGAGCUCAGGCGGGCUGGACCGGCCGGCCUAGCGGUAAGCCUCAGCGGCGUGCGAGACAUCCGUGGCUGAGGUGGCGCAGCGGCGGAGCGCGGGACCGGCCUAGCGGCGAGCCUCAGCGGCGUGCGAGACAUCCGCGGCUGAGGUGGCGCAGCGGCGGAGCGCUCCGUCAGGUGAGCGCAGCGGCGCUGGAGGUGGUGGCGUCGCGGCCGGCGGAGCGCGGGACCGGCCGAUCUGGGCGGCGCCGGCUGGCAGGUGCGCUCCGCCGAGAUGGACUGGGUGGGCGGCAGACCGGCCGCAGCGGCACGUCAGCGCGUGGUGCGUGGACCGCAGCCGAGCAGUGAUGCGUGGCCGCCUGCCCGGAGCUGACUGAUGAGGCGGGACGGUGGCAGGCCGGAGCGAGCGUCUGGGUCGCGGUGGCCGUUCGGUCGGAGCUGACUGAGGAGGCGGGACGAUGGCAGGCCGGAGCGAGCGCCUGGGUCGCGGUGGCCGUUCGGUCGGAGCUUGACUGUGCGACAACACCGGCUGGCUGGACUGGGGAACAUAAGCGUCGGACGGAUUCUUUUACACGUGUCCGUGACAUUGACCCAAGUUCCAACCCGUUAUCUGUGACUGAUCUGUGAACCUCGAAUGCCCGACAGUCUUGCAAUUCAGUGCAUGUGGCUGUAGUGAAUGUGGUUGUGUGCCUUCCCAUUCAACGGUACAACACCCGCGCCUGCGUGGAUAGGCCGCAUGGAGCGCGCACCGCUCGUCGCCCAGGCUGUGGCGCACCGCUCGUCGCCCGCCUCGCCUCGCUCGGGUGUAAACCACGGCUGCACGACUGAGCCAGCCGGCGGAAUGUGCUUAUCUCGUUGCGCAACAUGUACAAACAAGUGUGUACUGUGUUAUCGGACAGGCAACCAGGCGGACCGGCCGACGACUGUCUAUCCUAGCUUUACAUACCGGCACAUCAGCUGCAAGUCUUGCGCUUCAUGAGAUGCGUUAGAAAUAAACCUGUUCAUAGCAAA